Molecule: messenger RNA, 927 nt
Organism: Blastocystis hominis
Lineage: Eukaryota; Bigyra; Opalinata; Blastocystidae
Exons: 9
Coding region: 1-927 (308 amino acids)
Source: RefSeq, a predicted model, not a curated record
AUGUCCUAUCAUUUACGGAAAUGGAAUGAGAGGAAGAAGAACGGACCAUGCCCUGUUGUCGAUAAGUUAUAUUAUCUUCCAUACGUUAAAGAUAACGAGCCUGUCGCAGCUAUUAUGAAGAAGUUUGAAAUGAUGGAAAACAUCAGAAAGAAAGAAGAGGAUGAGAAAGAAACAAACUCCUCUAAAGUUACAAGAGAGCAGGAAGACUUGUAUGGUGAUGAUGGUGCAUUGGGCGAAGAAUCACUCCACGAGCUGUAUCGUAAAAUCGGUACCGUAAUGGAUGAUCCCCAAGAAGAAAAAGCAGAACUUGGAGACGACGAUUUUCAGUACAUUGAAGAAGAAGACGAAGACGAUUUCAUAUACUUUGAUGAUCUUGACGAUGACGUAAUGCGAAGGCACUUACGUUACUCCAACGCAUUUCGCUAUGUUCUUUCCCAUAGUCGCCAAUUGGUCGAGACCAUUUCUCCCCUCUCCGUCCCUCGAAAAUGCUACCGAAUCGACGAAGAUUCCACCGGGGACGUUUCGCUCCAUCCCAUCGGUGAAACCACCGUUCCGUACCCCUAUCUCUACAUUCGCGUCCCAGCAACGAUUCCUUCGACGCUCUGUCGCACGGUUCUUCCCUAUACUCCGCCCAAUUCCCCCACGGUUCUCUACACUCCGGACCCGCUUCGCUUCAACUUCCUCUCCCUGAACAAGCAGUUCAACGUGAUUUUCUUCGAUAUCCCUACCGAUUUUGACGUGCUUCGUCUUCGCACUGUCCAUUUGCCCCGCGCGCUGAUCGCGGAAGGCUUCGUUUUGAUUUGGGCGGACUACUCCACGCUCUCUACGCUCCUCGACCUCUUCGAAAGCAAGGGCUUCUUCUACGUGGAGAAUCUAUCGAUGAUCUAUCCUCACACGGAGGAUUCGCCGGCUGUUUGGAAGGCGUGA